Tarenaya hassleriana is the source of this 2132-nucleotide messenger RNA. Its product is annotated as UPF0503 protein At3g09070, chloroplastic. Bases 128 to 1969 code for a protein of 613 amino acids. The transcript has 2 exons. The record is from RefSeq and is a predicted model, not a curated record. Gene Ontology annotation, cellular component: plasma membrane. Lineage: Eukaryota; Viridiplantae; Streptophyta; Magnoliopsida; Brassicales; Cleomaceae.
UCUCUUUUCUCUCACUAUCCGUUGAAUCAAACGUCUCUCUCUCUCGAGGUUUUCUGGGAAGUUUCUCUCUCUAGAAUCGUGGAGGUAAGAACAUGAACGAGGGGUGGUGUGGACGCCAUCACCGGUUAUGAAUCCUGAAAACCGCGGAGUUGCAGCGUCAGCAGCAGCAGCAGUACCCCUAGCUCAGCCGCCGCAGCCUCACCGUCCGUCCACCUCUUGCCUCCGUCACCCUGAGGAGCAUUUCACCGGAUUCUGCCCCUCUUGUCUCUACGAGCGUCUCUCCGUCUUAGAAACCACCGUCGCUUCGUCGUCGUCGUCGUCGUCUUCCAAGAAACCGCCGUUGUCCGCCGCUGCUCUCAAGGCCAUCUUCAAGCCCUCUUCUUCGGGUGUUGGUAACAGUCAUUGGGUCAGACCCGGGUUGUUACCAGAGCUCCGGAGGACGAAAUCGUUCUCGGCGACGAAGAACGAGGGGUUCUCGGGUGCGUUCGAGCCGCAGAGGAGAUCCUGCGACGUUAGGGUUCGUAACACUCUCUCGUCACUCUUUAGCGAGGACGACGAGCGUAAUUCUCAGAAGAAAACAGGUGGGACCGGCAGUUUCGCCGGUGGCGUUAGCUCCAGUGGCGGGGGCGGGGGCGAGAUUGAGGUGGAACGCAGAAAUUCCAGCGUGAGAACGCCGGUUUACGAGGAGAAAACAGAGAGCGAAAGCGAGCACGAAGAGGAGGUCGAUUAUUGUGGGAUUCUGAACGAACACAGAAACCAAAUCGAACCUGUGGACGAAAUCGUCGAAGAAGAGGAGGACGAGGAAGUGGACAAAUCUCCAGAAGAGGAACCGAAGCAAGUGAAGGAGCAUAUGGAGUUCAAUCCACAGACAGUGAAAAAACCGAAUAGGGAUUUCAAGGAGAUCGCGGGGAGUUUUUGGUCCGCCGCGUCGGUCUUUAGCAAGAAAUUGCAGAAAUGGAGGCAAAAGCAGAAGCUGAAGAAGCACAGGAACGGACACGGCGGCGGAUCGGCGGCGUUACCGGUGGAAAAGCCCAUCGGGAGACAGCUCAGAGAUACUCAGUCCGAAAUCGCUGAUUACGGCUAUGGCCGGAGAUCCUGCGACACGGAUCCCCGGUUCUCCGUCGACGCCGGAAGAUUCUCGCUUGAUGCCGGAAGGUUUUCCCUCGACGCCGGGAGGAUCUCCGUCGACGCCGGUAGGGUUUCGGUGGACGACCCUCGUUACUCGUUCGACGAGGACACGCAUGUUCCGGUGGAAGAACAGCCGGUGAUGGACGAAAAUACCCCUGGUGGGUCUGCGCAGACGCGGGAGUACUACUCGGACUCGUCUUCUCGGCGGCGGAAAAGCCUCGACCGUUCGAGCUCCGUGAGGAAGACGGCGGCCUGCGUCGUGGCGGCCGAAAUCGACGAAGUGAAAACGGUUUCAAACGCCAAGGUCUCGCCUUUACAUGACAGAGACCCCAAGGACUUGUAUUCACGUUCACAGUCACAGUCCAAUUCCUUGAGAGACGACUGCUCCGUGGAGAAUUUCGAGGUGGGUUUCCGGGAAAAUGCAGGGAACGUGGAUAACAAGAAGGCGACAAAGAAAUCCAAGCGAUGGAGUUGGAACAUAUUUGGGCUGAUUCACAGGAAGAAUGGGAAUAAAUGCGAGGAAGAAGAAGAAGAAGACGAUACAGAGAGAUUCAGCAGCAGCAGGGGAAGAUCCCGGAUCGAGAGAACAUUCUCAGGGUCGUGGAAUGGGGACGCGAGAAAAGGGUUUGAUCCGAGGAUGAUGAGGAGCAAUAGCAGUGUGAGUUGGAGAAGCUCCGCCGGAGGGUUCCGCCGGAGCAAUGCGGAUGGUGGAUACCUCAACGGAAAGAAGAGGGCCGACGGGAACAACGGAAUGCUGAGGUUUUACUUGACGCCAAUGAGUGGAAGCCGGAGAGCGAGAGGCGACGCCAAUGGCAAGAAGUCUGUGAUGAAGUUUUACUAACGAAUGAAAUCGAAAUCCUCAAAAGAUUCAAUCUUUUGCUGAUUUGGUCGUAUUCCUUAUUGUUCUUUGUUAAGCUCUUGGGUUAAUUGCCUUUUUGUAAUAUGCUCUUAUUAUCGUGGGGUGGAUUGGUUUAGAGAAACAGACAAAAACAUUUUGAUUUCUU